Emiliania huxleyi CCMP1516 is the source of this 1123-nucleotide messenger RNA. RefSeq names its product light harvesting protein. Bases 33 to 932 code for a protein of 299 amino acids. Gene Ontology annotation, biological process: photosynthesis, light harvesting in photosystem I; response to light stimulus. Lineage: Eukaryota; Haptophyta; Isochrysidales; Noelaerhabdaceae. The transcript is spliced from 3 exons. Gene Ontology annotation, cellular component: membrane. The record is from RefSeq and is a predicted model, not a curated record.
GCCAACCUGGUGCACUCCCAGGGGUCGGCGCGAUGGUUCUCGCUCCCAUCUCACCACUGUCGCUCCACGCGCCCGCGGUGGCGAUGCGUGCCGGCGCGCCCGUUAUGCCCGCCGAGCCGCCCACCUUUGACGAGAUGGUCGCCUCGAAGAAGCGGCUCAUCGACGCGCAUGCUGCGGACGUCGACGCCUCGCUCGAGUGGCUCGGCGCGACCCUGCGGGCCAAGGAGGCGCGCACGUGGGGCGACGCGCCGGGAGCCGACCUUUCGGUCUUCAACUCGCUCAAGCUGCCGGGCGACGUCGGCUUUGACCCGCUGAACCUCGCCGAGACGGAGGCGCACCUGCUUGCGUACCGCGAGGCGGAGAUCAAGCACGGGCGGCUGGCGAUGCUCGGCGUGGCCGGCUGGGUGGGGUCGGAGCUGCUGCACGAGCCGGCGGCGUAUCUCCUCGGCGCCCAGUCGAUGCUCGACCUCACGGACGGCCGCGCGCCAUCCGUCCUGAACGGAGGCCUCGGCCAGUUCGGCGGCGCCUUUUGGCUCGCAGCCGUUGGCGUCGCGGCGCUGCUCGAGAGCGCCACCGUGAAGGAGCAGUUUGAGGGCUGGCAGAGUGCGGACAAGGCGUGGAACUACUCGCCGGGCGACUACGGCUUCGACCCGCUCGACCUCCGCGGCGCGAUCGCCAAGUUCUGGGUGGAGCGCUCGGAUGUGGCGCCUGCGAGCGAGGCGGAGCGGAUGGAGCUGCUGGCAAACGUCAAGGCCAACAUCGACACGGCCGAGAUCACGCACGGGCGCGUGGCGAUGCUUGCCAUCACCGGCUUCGCGCUGCAGGAGGCCGUCUGGCACACCGCCGUCGUCGACCAGUCGCCCAUCUUUUUCGCGACGCCCGUCUACCACGGCAUCGCCUCGCUCUUCGGCGCGAUCCGCGGCGCCUUCUAGGGAGAGAGGCGCCCCGCGCUCCCCUCGGGCGCGCUCGCACCGCGCGGGCCAGUGACGGGCCGUGGGCUGUCUCCGUGCGCUCGUAUCUCGCCACAGAGGACUGAGCUGCCGACAGCCGAGAGCCGUGAGCCGAGCCUCGGAUGAUAGCUCUGUUAUCAUAUGUGUACAGCGCUCUCGCGUCGUUAAAAAAA